CUAAUUAAUAGUAGAAUAAUUUCAAUCGGAAGCAAUAGAUUCAAGUUUGACAAUCUUUUCAAAACAAUAUUAAGAGAUGCAUUCGGAAAGGAAUUUUACUAGUAUUCAAAACCCUAUCUCUCAUCCCUAUCACAUUCACUUAAUAUAGGGAGACAGUUGCAACAAUGCGUAUCUCUCUCUCUCACACACUCAUAAGAAUUAGCAUUUCUGCAUUUGUGAGAGUGAAUUAGAGAAUGGAUUUGAUCUUCCAAACAAGCGGCGGAAAUCCCUUCUGCGUGGAAGUAGGCUACUUCGACACAGUCCUCGAAAUCAAAGAGAAGAUCCAGAAAGAGCAAGGCAUCCCCAUUUCCAAGCAAACCAUAAUCUUCAACGGCGCCGUCCUCCGCGACGACCUCAACGUCCACUACUCCGACAUCCUCGACCGCUCCCGCAUCCACCUCGUCCUCGCCGACUUCCCGCCCUCCAAACUCCGCCUCCUCCUCAAAAUGCCCUCGUCCAAGCUCGUCCCCCUCGAGAUGGACGCAAGGGACACCAUCCAACGCCUUAAGGAGAAGAUCUACGAGAUCGAGGGAGCUCCCCUCGCCCGCCUACUCAUUCAUGCCAAUGGCAACGAACUUCCCGAUCACAAGACCAUGCUCGACUGCGACCUCACCGACAAUUCCGAGCUCACGGUGGGCUUCAGGCCGCCCAACGCUGCGUCGCGACCGACUCUGAUGAAGCUGCGGGUGCUGGCGCAGUAUGGGGCGGAGAAGAUUCCGGUGGAGGUGAACGCAGGGGAUAAUGUGGGAGAGCUGAGAAAGAAGCUGCAGAAGAUGAAGGUCAAUCUUCCGCAAGAAGGCUAUUUCUUUAUUUACAAACAGAAUGUGAUGGAUGAUGAUCGAUCUUUCAGGUGGCACCAUGUUGCUCAAGGAGAUACCAUUGAGGUCUUUAGUGGUAGUGUUUCUGGUGGAUCGUGACACUCAUUUUCUUUUUCCCAAAAUUACUAAUUAAAUUCAGUUAUAGUUUAUUAAUA
Molecule: messenger RNA, 1012 nt
Organism: Salvia miltiorrhiza (redroot sage)
Lineage: Eukaryota; Viridiplantae; Streptophyta; Magnoliopsida; Lamiales; Lamiaceae
Product: polyubiquitin-like
Exons: 1
Coding region: 234-956 (240 amino acids)
Biological process (GO): proteasome-mediated ubiquitin-dependent protein catabolic process
Cellular component (GO): cytosol; nucleoplasm
Molecular function (GO): proteasome binding; polyubiquitin modification-dependent protein binding; ubiquitin binding
Source: RefSeq, a predicted model, not a curated record